AUGUGCCACUUUCAGGUCUCCUCACACUGCUGGUGUGUUCAAUUUUUUGACAUAGGGUGCUGGCAGAUUACGGGCCUCCCAUAGCUGCUGCCAGGCCCCUAAUCUGCCAUGGGCCCCUGUACCGCCUCCUCAUGCUGCUGCCAGGUCCAGAGUCUCUCAUGGGUCCCUGUACGGCCUCCCAUUGCUGCUGUCUCCAUCGCCACACUCUGCCAUGUGCCACUUUCAGGUCUCCUCACGCUGCUGGUUGGUUUCCAUUUUUGUCAUAGGGUGCUGUAUGGCCUCCCAUUGCUGCUGCCUCCACCACCACACUGUGGCUCCACACUCUGGUUUUGGCCCCGUGACUGCCCCAAAAUGAGUGAAGUGUGUGGUGAUUCUAAGAUCGACGGCACUCAUCUGCAUGUCAUUACU
Messenger RNA from Staurois parvus, 408 nucleotides. The record is from the annotation of a GenBank genome assembly. Lineage: Eukaryota; Metazoa; Chordata; Amphibia; Anura; Ranidae.